This is a messenger RNA of Tetrahymena thermophila SB210, 789 nucleotides long. Its product is annotated as transmembrane protein, putative. Lineage: Eukaryota; Ciliophora; Oligohymenophorea; Hymenostomatida; Tetrahymenidae. The record is from RefSeq and is a predicted model, not a curated record. The transcript has a single exon.
AUGAGUAGCAAUGAACCAGGACCAGAAAUAUAAAAAAUAUUGAAGGUGGUAGAAAGUUAAGCAGGUUAGGUACCUCAAAAUGAAGUUUUGUAAUAACCUAAGUCUCAGCAAGCUAAAAAUUUAUUGGAGUAAUUAGAAUAUUUCAAAUUUCAAUUUACUCUUAAGUUUAGGCAUAUUGCAUGGAUGGGUUUAGCAACUUACUUAUGUUAUGAUAGAUAUAGAGCAUAUUAAUAAUAUAGAGAAGAAAAGUAAUAAAUCUUUGGAUAGAAUAGGAAAUUAUUGCAAGAAAAAUAUGGUAAAAUCAAUCAAAAGUAUACUCAAUCAACAAUACAUCCAAGAGGAGACCCUGAUUAAGGAGAUUGGGUUUACUUUGAAGAAUUACCUGAUGAAGAUUAAAAACUCUUUUUAUAGAGAAAACUAUCAUAUUAAAAUAAGGCUGCUCAUUUCAAUUCAUUCAUGCCCCUUUACAUAACAUCUGGCCUUUGUUUUCCUAUUAGCGCUUUUUUUUUAGGAGCUGUAUUUAAAAAGAAAAUAUUUGAUGAUUAAUUUUCUAUCAAUUCAAGAAAUAAAAAUCAAUUAUAAGCAAAUUAACAAGACAAAGUAACUCAAUAAAAUAAUAACCAGCCACCAGAAUAAAAUAAUAUUUCAAAUAUUCCAAAAUUACAGGAAAAAAAAUAAAAUUUUUUAGAUGUAUUCAUAUAAACUAAGUUGCCAAAUAAUGUCAUUUAUGGUUUGGUAGGUGGCUUUUCAUUAGCAUCUUCAAUCAAAAUUUUGUAAUUUUUCAUGUGA